This is a messenger RNA of Cuscuta europaea, 979 nucleotides long. Lineage: Eukaryota; Viridiplantae; Streptophyta; Magnoliopsida; Solanales; Convolvulaceae. The record is from the annotation of a GenBank genome assembly.
GGAAAAAGAGACAUUACUCCAGUACAAAAUGUUUUGGGGGAAUUUCCGAAAGAAAAAUAAUCAAUGCAGCCGUACAUUGAGACAAAUAAAGUAUUGUUCUGUUUUUGAAUUUGAGAAGAAGCCUUUGUUUCUCCAUUUGCAGAAUUUCGUAUAUUGGUACAAUCAAUAUGGGACUUUGUAUUUAUGUACCAUAAGGUGGAAUUGGAAUAUAUUCACUAGAAUAAGAAAAUUCUGCAAAAAUUGGAACCCAAAAUGGAAAGCGUCACAAUCAACAAUAAAACAAUUCUCACUCCUCCCUGUCCAAUGGGCUCCGCCAGAAACCACCUUCCCGGAACCGAUCCCACAUAUCCGUUUCGAAACCGUCGUCUUCGUCGUCCCCACCGCUCCCCUCCUCCACCUCAUCGGCGAGCUCCUCCGAGAACGUCGUCCCGGAACUGCGGCGUCCGUUGCUCCCCGCAAGUUCCCCGGCGGUCUGAGAUUCCUCCUCCGGCGUCGCCGCAAUCAUCAUCAUCGUCUUCUUCAUCAGCCGCUUCUUCUUCUUCUUCCGCCACGCCUUCCGGCACAGCCCCGUCGGGACCUUGUAAACCACCAGCACGAGGAAAUGCAUGACGGCGAUGGGGGAGCAGCAGCAGAUCAUCGCGCACGCCGCGGUGCCCCCCGCGCACUCCCUCAUCAUCCGCUGCGUCAACAGUGGCUGCCGCGGGUUCGCGACCGGCGAAUCCAUCGCACGCCGCGCUGUCGUCAUCCCGUCAAAUCCGGCGAGUAUCCGGGAUACGCAUAACCUGGAAUCCCUAGAUUCCGAUCAUAAAAGCGCGAAAUGCGAUUUGGGGAAAUCAAGCAGUGAUCGAGAGGCUGAAAAGACGCGGUUUCAAAGGCACUUAGCGAAGUGAUUUGGUGAUUCCAUAAGCAUAAUCCCAUGGAAGUUGAAACGACCCGUUUCAGAAGUGGGAGGGAAUCGGGAGAGGUAAUAUAGGCGAGG